AUGAUAAAACUUGGCAAAACAACAGGCAUGAGACAUGGAGCACCAAAGCGCAAAAGGAAAACAACAGAAAGCCUUUUAAUAAUUCGAUUGUGCACGUCAUCUAUCAAUAUGAAGAUUAAAGCUACUGAGAAAAGCGUUCAUUUAACAUUAAAAGCAUUUGAUCCUUUGUCAGAAGCUCUUAUCAACGAGACUUUGAACACCUUGUUUUUUUAA
This is a messenger RNA of Clunio marinus, 213 nucleotides long. NCBI's taxonomy places the organism in Eukaryota, Metazoa, Arthropoda, Insecta, Diptera, Chironomidae. The record is from the annotation of a GenBank genome assembly.